Actinia tenebrosa (Australian red waratah sea anemone) is the source of this 2812-nucleotide messenger RNA. RefSeq lists its product as uncharacterized. Gene Ontology annotation, biological process: deadenylation-dependent decapping of nuclear-transcribed mRNA; positive regulation of catalytic activity; deadenylation-independent decapping of nuclear-transcribed mRNA. Gene Ontology annotation, molecular function: enzyme activator activity; mRNA binding. The record is from RefSeq and is a predicted model, not a curated record. Gene Ontology annotation, cellular component: P-body. Lineage: Eukaryota; Metazoa; Cnidaria; Anthozoa; Actiniaria; Actiniidae.
CAAGAUGGCGGCUGGCGGCAGCGUGUAUUGGCCAUCAGAACUAGAACUCAAAUUAAACCUCAAUGCUAUCAAAAAAUCUGAUCAGUUCGUUGUAAAUAUUAUAGAUACUGCUUCGCAAGUCGCUUUAUACAAGUUUAAAUCAGAAACGCAAGCGUGGGAUAAAACUGAUGUAGAAGGUGCACUAUUUGUCUAUAUUAGGUCCAGUCAUCCCAAGCAUUCAUUUUUUAUCAUGAACCGAUUAAAUAUGAACAAUAUUAAUGAACCAGUUACUUGUGAUAUGGAAUUCAAGCAACAGGAUCCUUUUCUUCUGUUUAAAAACAAAAAAAAUGGUAUUUUUGGAAUAUGGUUUUAUGACGCACAAGAAUGUACUAGACUUUCAAACCUACUAAUAAAACUAAGUUCAGAAGAGACAACUCCUUCCAGAAGACCCCUUAGUAAUCCAGAAUUUGUUUCAAAGGACAAAGAACCAAAAGAAGAAGAAUCUGAAGACAAAGUGGACAUAAUGAGCAUGUUUGCUAAAGCUCAGGAGCAGUAUAACAAGAAAACAUCAGAGCAAGUUGAACCUCCAGAACAAAAACCACCCCUUCAAGAAAAACAGCAACAAAAGUUUCUCCAACAAAAUCAGCAGCAACUGGAACAGUUAAAAAGCAUGUUAUCUGGAAAAGAACACGUCAAAGUGAAACAGAGAGCCUACUCUUCUCCUGCCCCUUAUCAACCACAAGUUUACCCAGCUAUGCCAACACAGUUUCCAAGUAUCACUGAAAAUGGCUUAUCAAAUAACCAGCUUCCUAUGGGGUAUACCAGAGAAAAGGAUCUUGCAAAACCACAGUCGUUAUCUGUAAGCAAUGUUUUAACUUCUCAAGGAACUUCUGAUAUGUCUCCUGAUAGACCUGGAGCACAAAGAAAGCUGUUUCAGGGGGAUAAACAACAAGUCACAAAACAACAACAGGACUCACCUCAAAAAGGCUCCCACCAACCGGUAUCUGUUUCCACAUCUCUUUUAUCUCCUAUGGCCUUUAAAACAAUGGCAAAAACAACAACAACAACGACCACUACACCUGACCCUCAACCAAAAUCGACACCGCAGAAACUGGACAUAUCUCCAUUAACCCAGGAACAGUUAUUACAGGCUAUGAUGUAUUUAAUGAAGAAUGACAGUGAUUUUAUUAGGAAACUUCAUGAAGCCUACUUGAAGAGUUUACAUGAACUGUUACCGACAUAAAUAACAAUCAUGACUGAAGAUAGGAAAUAUCUUGGCUCAUUACACACGAUACAGAUGACCAAUGUGGAUAAURUGGGGGAAUUUCUGGUAAAAGUAUGGGGAUGUUUGUUGUGUUUGAGGGAUUUAAGUUAGUGAUUUGGUAUCUUUUAGGAUAUUGAAAGUGAAAUUUAGAAAUUUUUAGCAUGCCAAACAAGAAAAUCCAUGAACUAUAUUUAACUCUCAUUAAAUUAGGUAAAUUGUGUAAUAGACCUCCUAGGCUUUGCGUAAUGUUUUCCCAUUUCAGACCACGUGUCAUUCCCUUAAGAAUAAGAUUCUUUGUUUGAGUUAUAUCCAUAUUCAUGUGUCUUCUCAUGUGCAACCGAGUGCAAACCUUAAACAAAGAAAUGAUACUCUAGGGAAUGACACGUGGUCUGAAAUGGGAAAACAUGUCAGAGCCGAAGAGGUCUAUUUAUAGAUGGAGGGCCAUUAAAUAAAGUUGAUUGAUUGAUAUAAUGUAUAAUGCUCAGGAAACAAGCCAACUCAGCCAUUCCACAUUAGCAAAGGAAUUAAAUGUGGUAUCUUUUAGGGUUUAAAAAUCUAUGAAGCCACGCCCAUUUAAAAAGUUCCAUAUUUUAGGCGUAUGAUUUUUAGAAAAUUUCCAAUGAACAUCCCUGAUACUUUUACCACUGCGUCCCCCUCUGGAUAUGGAUGUAUCCUGUCUUUGUACAAACCAUUACAUUCAAGAAGGCACCAGGGAAGGCAGAAGGCAUCGUUUUUGUAUGAGUAGGAAAAAAAGACAGCAAAUUCAUAGUCUUUCUGGAGCUGUAGGAGUGCAUUCCGUUAUAGGGCUUUUUUGAUGGACACUUUUUUAGACAGAUGUCAGUUUAUGCAUCAAAAAACGAUAGAAAUUUAAUAAUUAACUCAACAAUUAAGGUUUCCUAUCUAACUUUUCACUAUCAUCAAGCAAAAAAGAACGCCAUAUAAACCAGCCCAAUCAUGCAAUGCACUUUUGUUGGAAAAAUUGGAAACCAAUAUCUUGGUCCAAAGCAAUUUCAUUGUUACAGUUAAAGUAUAGAUCAUGCUGUAACCCUAUAUUAACAUGGGAGGAUAAUCCUAGAACUAUGAGCUUUGCAGGUGAAUCAACUUUCAUUGGACCAUCAAUGUGUUUUGAAAUAGGUUUAUAGACCUUCCACACCCAUUUUCUUUUGUUGUCCAUCGGUUUUGAUUUUUCAAUUAAGACCUACAUUCUAAAAGUCGGUCUUACCGAUGGGGAACGAAAGAAAAUGGGUGUGGUGGUCUAUAAACAACCUAAAAACUGCUUGCUUGGUCUUCAUUGAAAUUCAAGACCUUGGGCAAUUCCUUCGGUCUUGAAUUUCAAUAGAAGACCUCGCACUUGGUUUUUAACCCGUAACGUAUUAAUUUUAUUACUUUCUGUUUCUAUGCACAUUGACAGGCUUCCUUAUGGUACUAGGAUAUUCCUAGCAGUAGAAUCUUCCUGUUUCUCAGAUAGGAAGUAAUAUUUCAAAGCCAACAAUGAGGACUGGACGGGAUUUCAAGUCCAAGCAAUUAGUUCCAGUCCGAGGCGCAGCCAAGGACUGGAACUAAUUGCGU